AUGGGUGAAAUACCCGAGUCACGUAAUGUCUGGAGGUCAGAGCUUAGAAAGCAAGAGUCAUCACUCUCAGAUACACGUAAGCUAGUGCUGCAAUUCUACGACAGCUGGAAACUUCAGAGCCCUCAGGGAUUUGUGAACAACUAUCGCUUCCGAUGGACAAAUAUUUCUGAGUACAACUUCUUCAAAAAGGCGUUUGACGACACGACCGCAUACCUUGACAGGUUUUUGGAAUUCGCUGCGAAUGAUGACAACCACCGGGCAUGGAUAUACAGACUAUUGAUACGUUUUCACAUCUCCAUCAAUUCGCGAAGCGCCGAACAGGCCGAAAAGAAUAUCAAGAACAAUGUAGUACGGCGAGAUGAGUUGCUUCCGGCCAGUCUAGAUCCGAUCUUCAAAGAGCGCGCUUACAUCUACGCCGAGAACGUACCCAUAUUUGUGGAAGAGAUGGAGAGGUGUGAUAUCAUUAAUCCCGAAAAGAACAUCUCGUAUGAAGACAUAUGGUGGAUAUUGAUGGUGCGGCUGCAUACAUGGACUAUGAGCGUCGGCUGGGUCGUUGACAGAGGAGGCGUGAAGAUACCGAGCGAAUACUACUAUAGUCUAGCUCGAGUGUACAUCUUGUAA
Alternaria arborescens is the source of this 621-nucleotide messenger RNA. RefSeq lists its product as hypothetical. Bases 1 to 621 code for a protein of 206 amino acids. The transcript has a single exon. The record is from RefSeq and is a predicted model, not a curated record. NCBI's taxonomy places the organism in Eukaryota, Fungi, Ascomycota, Dothideomycetes, Pleosporales, Pleosporaceae.